CUAUUUUAUGAAAAGAAAAAAAAGGCAUUUUAUUUUCUUUCUAUCGAUUUUUAGUGUCAUAUGUUAUAUAAUUUUAUGCAUAAGUAUUGUGAUGUCAUAUACGACUCUUGACAGAAAAAAAUAUUAAAAAUUUUCAAAUAAUUUUGAUAUCUGUUGUAUUUCUCCGGUCACCAAAAUAUUACUGAUAUCGCACUUAUGAUAGUCUCACUAAAUGAAAUUAAUUAUUUCAAUUACUCAAUAAAAAUACGUGUGGUCACUGUGGUCAGAAGAUCAAGCCAAGGAAUAGAAUGAUAAAUCAAUGAAUCAAUGUCGUAAGUAAAAGAGGGAACAGGGAAAAGUUUCAUUGCAAAUAAAUCGUCAAUGUUCAGAUUGGUCAUUGGCUGUGGCAACAAUAUCCAAUAAAGAAUUUUUUUUAAGAGAAUAAAUUUCCAAACGAUAGAGCGUGUGUUCUGCAAGUGUUAAGUAUGUUCAUUAAAAAAUAUUUUAAUUCUUUUGGAGUGUAACUAGUGCAAAAAUUAAGUACCAAUCUCAGCCAAUCAGAUGUUCCCAUUGGCCUAAUGAGUUUAUCUAAUUGGCUAGUACUUGUACUAGCUACACUGAAAAGGAAUUUGAGAGCAUCACUGUGUACAAAAUACAUGUGAAUCUGCCAUCUUACUUAACCUUACUAUCCACGUCUAUUGUUUGAAACUUCAAACAUCGUUUUUUGACAUUUUUGGUAUUGCUCCGAUAUUUCCGCAAAAUAAUGAAAAAUGAAUAUCUGAAGCUGAAAUAAUUGCAAAAUUGGAACUUCCUCUACGGCUAAUGUGAAAUUAUUCUCACAUUUUUAUGUGUAUCUCAUAAUUUGGUACUAUGAAUGACUCUGAUGAUGUUAUGACAAGCAUAUACAAUACCUUGUUACAAUUACGAUAUCCGCACAUUACUAACGCGGAAUCAAAGGACUUGGAGACAACGAUUCUCAGUGGUGAAAAUCGGGUCUAUUUACUUUCCUGGCUCCUGACAGAGAAGUCUCCAUCAAUUGUAGCCAGUUUAGAAAAACUGAAGAAUACUGCUUUGGAAGAUCAAUUGUUCGAGUACUAUUCUCAGAUUGGAAUCUGCAACAACAAAAACAUAUUACUGGGUAAAUGUUCCUUGAAGGAGCAACUGCCAACUUUAAGAUUACUGUUAGAUUUUAUGAGAAAAGUAUACUUGGAACCUUUUGCGAGUACAAAAAAUGAAACGGAAGAAACAUUUACAGAUAUUAUUAAGUUGUGCACUGAGGCAUCCUCUCUUCCUGCCAUUAAAGCAAAACUAAGUUAUGCGGAAGCAACUAAAUAUUUUGAAGAAAGUGAGAGAGAGUUGAGUAAUUAUUACGAAGAAAUUAGAACUAAUUUGUCUGAAGAUUUACAUACAGAGACUGAUGAUAGACCGAUAAAUGAAGAACAGGAUGCACUGUUUGACAAAGAGAAGGAAAAGUUUGUGGAAGCAUUUCACGCAGUUUCUUCAUGGCCAGCAAGAGUCAGGAGUUUAGACAAGAGUACUGCCGAUUCUAUUUGUUCGAAUAUUAAAAGCAUAUGCUCUAAUUUUUCCUCUUUGAAAGAGAUACUACAAGCAAAAGAAGAAAUAUCUCGUGUGAAAUUAACAAAGGGAUUACCGAAGACUGCUACACCUUUAAAUGCAAUUAUAGAAGAUAUAGUAAUUUCUAAUGAGGAACUCGAGAAUCUGAUCAGCAAUGAUGAAUGAUUUUGUAUUUAUACUCUUGUAUGAAAACUCUAUAAUUGUUUAGUAUAAUUUAUAACGUUCCAAACGUUUUUGUAACAUAAGAAUGAGAUUGUGUAUUUAUAUAAUUGUAAUGCAUAAACAUCACUAUAGAGGGAAAUACUUCGAUAGAUUGAAAUAAAACAAUUACAUAGGUUUUUAAA
Molecule: messenger RNA, 1898 nt
Organism: Monomorium pharaonis (pharaoh ant)
Lineage: Eukaryota; Metazoa; Arthropoda; Insecta; Hymenoptera; Formicidae
Exons: 6
Coding region: 850-1719 (289 amino acids)
Source: RefSeq, a predicted model, not a curated record